This is a messenger RNA of Plasmodium gonderi, 3243 nucleotides long. Its product is annotated as conserved Plasmodium protein, unknown function. Bases 1 to 3243 code for a protein of 1080 amino acids. Gene Ontology annotation, cellular component: nucleus; cytoplasm. Gene Ontology annotation, molecular function: collagen binding. Lineage: Eukaryota; Apicomplexa; Aconoidasida; Haemosporida; Plasmodiidae. The transcript has a single exon. The record is from RefSeq and is a predicted model, not a curated record. Gene Ontology annotation, biological process: odontoblast differentiation; dentinogenesis.
AUGAAGAGCUCCACAGUGAAUCUCCUCUUGCGUGGGUUUAUAACGGCAGUGUUGCUGAAAGGCAAGAAGAGGAUGUUCUUAUCAUCAAGACGAGUUUUGUUAGUGGUAGGAAUCCUACUACAAUCUACAUCAGAAUGUGAAGGAAGGAUAAGAAAAAUGCGUUGCGAAGGUGUGUUCAUAUAUGAAGAAGAUGAGAUUGCUUUCCAUGAAUCACGUCAUUUUAUUAUUUAUAAGGAUAGAAGUAGUGGGAUGUACGAGGCAAAUGAGCAUUUUAAUGGCCUAUCCGCUUUUCUGAAAUGGAAGAAAAAAAAUUAUGAACAAGGCAAGGUAGAAAUUAUGGGACAGUUCCUGCAGAAAGUGUACUAUUCAGGUUCUAACUGGAACAACAUGAUUAGAAGUUACUCGAUGAAUCACUCCCCAUCGGGGUCUGCCCAUCAAGGGGAACCUCAAGAAUCUCAUUCAUCUGAGCAGUUUGACAAAGUCUAUAUUCCUAGUGGGAUAUUACUAAAGACAUGGAAAAGAGAAGGAAUUUACAGAGGAAAUGGCAGAGAUGUGAAAGAAACAUACAUCUCCAAUUUGAUGAAAAAUUUGAACCCACUUUAUGUUAAUAGUAAAGCAAUUGAGGAUUUGUACAAAGGAUGUGAUCAAUCUUUCCUUGGAAUCAUAAAUGGCACGGAUGUAGAAACCAAUGGAAUUCAUGUAGUAGAUAAACAUUGCUUAUCACAUAAGUACGUUUUACUUAAUUGGGAUGACAAAACCAGGAUAGAAAAACUGAGGCAGAAGAAAUAUGAAGAAAAAAUAACAACGAAGGGUGAGAAGGAGAAUAAAGACACGGAUGCAUAUGAUGAAGAUGAAGAAGACGAAGAAGAUGAAGGAGGCGAAGAAGAUGAAGGAGGCGAAGAAGACGAAGAAGACAUAUGGGGGUUCAUGUACAUUUCGAAGAGUGAUUUGAUAAAGGCCAAGUUCGAGGAACACUUAAAGGAGUUAUAUAUGCAAAGAGUGAAAAUGAGAAAUAAAUGUUCUCAUAUUUUUCUUCAGUUUGUUAUGUACCAUGGGUUGAUUUCCAACUUGCGUGUUAGAAGUUUAGCUGAGGUGCACAUGCAGGAUAAGUCUGGGGAAAAGAGAAGAAGACCCCACAAAGGUGUUCAUAUAAAAGAGGUGUUCACCAUCUCGUUCGACAUGCAUGUAAAGAACCACAAGUGUAUGGAUCAUCUAUCCUUCCUUUUUGAAAAAUUCCAGUGUAAAGAUUUGAGAAAAGAAACUGAAAUCAUGAGCAGCUUCUUAAAUAAUCAGAUAUAUGUAUAUUCCAAAGAGAGAGAGGAAGAAAUGCGUUAUGAAAAUGUCACAUACAGAAAUGGGUUAAGAAGUGGGGUGGUUCUGUUGUCUUACAUGUAUGCACAUCUAAGCGGGAUAAGCAAACGAUUGUGUAAUGAUAGCUCUUGCUUUAAAAUAAAAAGAAACUACUCUAUCGUGGAAGGGAUCAGCAAUGUUACCCACAUGCCAUUGCUUUUUCAUGAUCACCUUUAUGGCACACAUGAUUAUGUCAUGUAUAGGGAAGAGACAAAUGAGGUGAGAUGGAAUAGAAACAUUUUUAACCUGAUUGUUCAUAAAGAAUUUGAGGGAGAAGGUAUGAAAAAGUGUUCACGAGGUAUGAUUAGGGUCCUCUGCGAAGGCAACAGGGCAGCGUGUAAUGCUGCAUUUUUACAAAGAUGUAAAGUGAUUAUACUGGAUUUGUACCCGAACGGAAUUCUACUAGAUAAGGAGAAGAUAACAAGUCCCAACUUUACAGCAUCUUUUUCAGAUGUGGAGAAUUACAAGUACAUGUCUCCUCCUAUCGUUACACAGUAUCGUUCUAGACUUUUACCUGAACAAUGGGGGUCGGGCCAUUAUCGGCCUUGCGGGGCGCUCAAGCAGUUGCACCAUCGGCUUGGCUAUUUACGGGUUCUAACAUGCAUCUAUGGUGGGCGUUCUCAGAGAAGAGGCACCAUCGGGGAUGAAGUCACGCGGGUUCAUUUGGCUAGUAGGAGCUCAAACCAGAGUGGUGAUUCAAGUAGGAGUGGUGAUUCAAGUAGGAGUGGUGAUUCAAGUCGGAGUGGUGAUUCAAGUAGGAGUGGUGAUUCAAGUAGGAGUGGUGAUUCAAGUAGGAGUGGUGAUUCAAGUAGGAGUGGUGAUUCAAGUAGGAGUGGUGAUUCAAGUAGGAGUGGUGAUUCAAGUAGGAGUGGUGAUUCAAGUAGGAGUGGUGAUUCAAGUCGGAGUGGUGAUUCAAGUAGGAGAGAUGACUCAAGCCAAAGUGGUGGAAGAAUCCCCCAUCGCUUUGUGAUAAAAAGACGAAGGAAGAACGAUUCAGAACACGCAGCUUGUGCUUCGCUCUGGUACGAGGUUCCGAUUGGCAGUAGGUAUGUUGCACCAUGUGAGAAAACAACUCGAGGAAAAAAAAACAAAUGGAAGAUGAGUUUCAACAUGUGGAGUAGUAGUAUACAUAUGUCCGAUGAUUUUGUGAACCUCCAUGGGAAGGAGGAGGAAGACUGUACAUAUUAUGAUGCAGUAGUGAUAUCUAACGCGAAAGUAUUUUUGAAUUGUUUAUGUGAUAGGGGAUUGGGUGGUUCUACAGGUAUCGAUAGGAUGAGAGAGGGUGGUGGAACUGUGUAUGCAGAUGCAAAACAUGUUUAUAUGAAUGGAGGGAAAAGCAUGCUAAGCAUUCACACUAGAGAUUUUUAUGUGUACUUGAGGGAGACGUCCUUCGUUCAGUUGUUGCAUGCACCUCCUGUGCUGAGAAAUGGGACAAAUGGCAUUAAUGAUCGAAGUGGGACAAAUGGCAUUAAUGAUCGAAGUGGGACAAAUGGCAUUAAUGGUCGAAGUGGGACAAAUGGCAUUAAUGGUCGAAGUGGGACAAAUGGCCUUAAUGAACGAAGAGAUCACUGCAAGCAAGAGGAACUCAUGAACUAUACACUGGCCAGAACGAUUAACACACAAAGGGUGAAGAACAAUACAUUCAACUUCGACAAGAUUCAAGAGAACAAAAAAUUAAAGAAACAUGUUACAGCGAUGAAUAACAUACAGAAGAUGAACAUUCCUAUAUAUUAUUCUCUACAUCGUGAAGAGAACUAUUACGUGGAUGUUAUUUAUGUUUAUUCAAUGCCACGAGGUCGAGAGAGAUACUUAUAUGUUCUGUGGGUAUCUUCACUUGUAUCGGUUUUGGUCAUCCUGUGCACGUUUUAUUUUGCAUACAAGUUUGCACCUUAG